CAUCAAUAAUGCAAUAGCGAAAAUACCUAGUGAACUGAAUCGGUUAAAAAUGUAUUUACUGAAGGUUCUUGUGCUUAUUCUAUCCACCAUCGAAAUAUGUGUUGGUUUGAAGACAGAAAAUCUUAUCCAGCGCACCCUCACCAACUCCCCUUUAGUGGCUCCCCAUUUAAUUGAAGCCUCGCGUCAACUAAACCAAAUCAAAGAUGAUCCAGAUUCCGCUUGUAUGUUAUGCCAGCAAGUGAUAAGCGGUAUUAUAUCUUUGAGAAGAAGUAACAGCACUAAGGAUGUAAUGAUGGAUUACCUUAACCAACUUUGUGUUUUGUAUACUGAUUGGGGCGAGGAUGGAUGUAAGGGACGGACUGAUAUUGAAACGGAUACAAUUUUGUUUAUCAUAGACAACAAAAAAGAUCUACAGCCAGCCAGAUUUUGUUCCAUAUAUUUCCAGUCAUAUAACUGUGAAGAUCCUAACGCUGAUAACUGGAGUAUCCCCUUGCCUGAUUAUGCAGCUAAUGUUGCUUCAAAAUAUGUCUAUCAGAAUGACACUGACUCAGUCCAGAUCCUGCAAAUAACGGACGUUCAUCUUGAUCCUCUUUAUAGUCCAGGAAGUAACGCAAAGUGUUCAGAACCUUUAUGCUGUGACUCUGGAGUGCCUGCUAAUCCUGAAGAUGCUGCAGGAUAUUGGGGAGACUAUAAAGUGUGCGACAUGCCAUGGCAUACGAUGGAGAAUAUGAUGGAGAGGAUUAGGGAGAAACAUAAACAUAUUGAUUGGAUCUAUUUUACCGGCGAUAUAGUUAGUCAUAGAAGUUGGGCUACUAGUGUUCAAAGCAAUACUGAAUCUAUAAAAUUGAUGUUUACACUUUUGGAGAAAACGUUUCCCAAUAAAACUGUGUUUCCUAUAUUAGGAAAUCAUGAAGCGCAUCCUGCUGACUUUUAUUCCCCAGAUACUGUCGAUAAGACUUCCAAUGUAUCUACGCAAUGGCUUUUGGAUCUAGCUGCAGAUGAAUGGUCAAGAUGGUUGCCAAAUGCUACUCAAUCUACAAUUAGAAAAGGUGGUUACUAUACUGUCUUAGUUAAACCAGGCUUUAGAAUAGUUGCUUUGAAUAGUAAUGUUUGUUUCAUUUCAAAUUUAUGGUUGAUCUAUGAAAAUUUAGAUACUUUUGGACAACUUCAGUGGCUUGUAAAUGUUUUGAGUCAAGCCGAAAAAAAUGGCGAAAAGGUUCAUAUUUUGUCGCAUGUUCCUUCCAGUGACGACAUUAAUUCGUGCGUAAAAAUUUGGAGUAAAGAAUUUAGAAAAAUUGUUUUAAGAUUUUCAGAUACAAUAGUAGCCCAAUUCAACGGCCACACACACAUGGACGAAUUCAAGUUGUAUUUCAACGCCUCAGAUAUGACUGAAGUGAAAAAUGUUGCUUACAAUGGUGCCAGUUUUGCUACUUUUGUAGGAUCGAAUCCAGAUUACAGAAUCUACGAAGUUGAUAACAAUAACAUGUCCGUGACAGAUUACAGUCAAUACACCUUCAAUCUUACCCAAGCCAACUCCAACGCAAAGUCCUACCCAGAAUGGUACAAACUCUACUCAUUUAAAGAGACUUAUGGGUUACCAGAUUUAACCCAUAAAUCACUUGAAAAAUUAUAUUGGCAAAUGACCAUGAAUAAUUCUGAUAAUGCACUAGUCGAUACAUAUUUUAAGCUCAUGUAUAGGAACAGUGAUGUAUAUAAUAAAGCUGGUUGUGACAGAAAAUGUAAAAAGAAGCUGGUUUGCUUAAUAGCUGCAGUGGAGACCACUGAAAGUGUUUAUUGUUAAUAUAUUUAUUUAAAAUGAACAGUAAAUAUUGAAAUAUAUAACUUCACAUCAACAAUGUUUUAUACUUAUUCUGCCAUUUCAACAUCAUUCACAUCCAAAUCGUCUAACAUUUCCUCUAAGGUAAUACGAGGGGUAUUAGCAUCAUAAUUUGAAUCAUACAAAUCCACUGGAAUAGUUGUGGCUUUAUUCUUGAAAAUGUUAACGUUUUUACGUAGCUCAGGGUCUUCUUCCAGGUCAUCCAUAAAUUCAUUAAAGUCA
Messenger RNA from Ceutorhynchus assimilis (cabbage seed weevil), 2059 nucleotides. The record is from the annotation of a GenBank genome assembly. NCBI's taxonomy places the organism in Eukaryota, Metazoa, Arthropoda, Insecta, Coleoptera, Curculionidae.